Messenger RNA from Fonticula alba, 2618 nucleotides. RefSeq lists its product as hypothetical. Bases 918 to 2306 code for a protein of 462 amino acids. The transcript has a single exon. NCBI's taxonomy places the organism in Eukaryota, Rotosphaerida, Fonticulaceae. The record is from RefSeq and is a predicted model, not a curated record.
UCUCUCUUUCUCUCUCUCUCUCUCUUUCUCUUUCUUGCUCUCUCUCUCUCCGUGUGUCUCCCUCGCGACUGCCGGCGGCCGACACUCCUCCCUCGGGACAUGCAUGACAUCGGCGGCACGAAGGACGUAUGUGUGUGUGCGGGCGGCGGGCCUCCCGAGGGCCUUUUGCGCCGCCACUUGCCAUCUCCGCCGGGCCUUGGCCGGUGCCUGUCGGACCCUGAGGCCCGAGGCAUGCUCCGCAUCACCCACGAGCAUGCUUCUCGCCGACCAUGCAACAGCUGUGUGGGCGACUGCCGGCCCCUGCGGCGCGCGGUCCUGGUGACGCGGCCUUCCGGGGGCGGGGGGGACGCAUACAAAAGGCCUUUCCCGGAUCGUCCCGGGGGACUCAAGGCCCCUUGUGGCUGGGCGUGCGCGCGGAUCGCCCUCGGCCCGCGGUGCAGGCCAGUCCUGGGACCAUCGCCGCCGGCCCAGCCUGCCAGGCUUGCGCGGGCCCCUCUCGGCGGACAAGCAUGCCGCCUGGGCCCUCCCUCCUUGCCUUCUGCGGGCCAGUGGGCGAGCCAGCCGGCCACGAUGGGCACUGGUGUCGCAUGCAUAAAAGGCGGGUCCAAGACAUUGUGCGCCGGUGCCUGGAGCCAAAAAAAAAUGUCCUUGGCGCAGCCUCCCGGUCGAGGGGAGGUGCGGGACUUUGCCGAGCGCGCCGCGAUGCGUCGCACGGGGCAGCCCCUGUGGGCGGGCAUGUGUUUGCCCUCCGCCGGAGGGGGGGGGGUCGCUCGGCGUGAUGCAGUGCCGCGGCAUGCCCAUCGGUGGAUCGUGCGUCUGUCUGCUUGGGCCCCGCAGCACCGCGUGUGGCUCCGCGCCAGCAGGUCCCCACGGCGGACCGGGCCCAGCCCCGGGGGGGCAGGGCCUGCGCGUUGAAGAUGCGGUCGGCAAUGGCGCCCGGGCCUCUUCAUGGCCCUGUUCCGGGCGCGGGCCUCCCUCACCGGGCGGGCUGCAUGGAAGCGGGCCCCGAGCCUACGGUGCGGGUGGGCCAUGUGCUCUUGUGCCGCCCCACGUUGGGGUCUGGCGCUGCCGGCGGCAUGUGGCGUGCCAGCGGGACGCAGGAGGAUGGCGAGCCAGCCGGCGCGAGGGCCACGGGCGGCCGGUGCGCCGGAUGGCCAGGGGGAGGGGGUGCUGGCCGAGGAGAAGACAGGGGUGUCCUUUUGGCGCGCGAGAAGCGGCACGGGCGACAUGGACAGCGGCCUCCCCGGUGCCGGUACUGCGGCAUGUGCACGGGCGACCUUCACGAGGUGGCCCGCGCGAUGGCGGGCGAGCCGGAACGCCGGCAUGGGCGGCCGCGAGGGCAGCGCCAGCAGCUGCUGGCACAGUGCCGGGCCGAUGGCCCCCGGCCCGUUCCUCUGGCAGCCGGCCGGGCUGAGGCCGGUCGAGGCAAGUGUGAGCGGCUCGGCGCGCGGACAGGCACCGCCCGGGCGCCCUUGCCCCGGUCCCUGGUCGGCGAUUUGCCCUCCCUGGCUGGACGCCACGGCGGCAGACACCCAGCGGGGCCGUGCACCCGCCGAGGAUCCGCCAUGGCACCACGGCCAUGCAUUCGGCACGCGCGCGCGACUCCCCGCGGUGGUAUGGGUCCCAUGCCCGGGGCCGGCAUGCCCUCCGAAGGGGGCCGGGGCCUGGCACUGGCAGGCACCGGGGGCUCGAGGUGCGGCCCUGCUCGGCCCUGCACGACGCAUACCCCCGGGCUUGGACGUGCUCAUGGCCAUGGGGGCCUGUGCCCGGGGCGGCCACCGAGUCCGUCGCGCACCGGCCAGCCGUGUGCUGCCUCCUCAAGGCCAAUGCCGAGAGGCUCGGGCCUGAGCCGACCGCCGGACGUGACGACCCGGUGGCUGGCCCGUGUCUUUGCCCAGCGGGGCGUGAAACGAGAAAGGCCCCCGUACGCGCCACGCCCAGGGAGCGUCUUGCGGGGUACGCUCAUCACCCUGCGGUGCCAGCGUGUUGGCGGAGGCCGGGGGCAGGAGGGACCUCCGACCGCUCCACCGUGGGCGCUUCCCGGGGGCGGGGCCGGCAGGCGCGAAGCCUUGCACGCCAGGCACAUGCCGUGCGCCGCGGCACCAGCCAGCGGGCCAUGCUGCUGCGCGCUCGGCUCCGGGGGAGGGUGUCCCCCUGCCCGAUGUGCGCCGCCCGCCGACAGACGGGCGCCGAUGAGGCGGCCGAUUGGGCAAGGCACCCGCCACGGGGAGAAGCUCGAGCGGCCUUGUCGGCGGGCGUGCAUGCCGGAGCCGAGGGGGACGGGCGAGCGGGCCCAUGGCCAAUGACCCGGGCGGUGGCGGCGGCGGGAGGCGGGGGGGGGGGUGCUCCUGGCGAGUGGGGGGAGGCGCCGAAAGGGCGACCGCGUGAGCAAGCCCGCCCGGGGCAGUCCGUGCUGGCGCGCCCGGCCUCCGCGCCUCGUGUGUCGGGCGCGGGCAUGUUACAAACAAGCGCGGGCCGUGUCGCUUUUCGUGCAGGCCCAUGGGCGGCCUGCCGGGCCGCUGAGCCCCGUGCGAUGGAUGGCUCCCAGGCCGGGCGCAGGGGCCCGUGCUAGCGGGCCGGGAUCAGCCGCUGGCGGCCGGCUUGCCUGUGCCGUCGGC